AUGGCGGCGGCUCUCUCUUGUCGGAUCCCUCUUCCGCAACCAGGUUCCACCCUCCAACGCAGAGCCCCGGCGGCGCUUUCCGGCCAGUCCUUGCUUCUGCUUCCUAGGCAGCGGGAGGAUGGGCGGGAGAGCGCCCCUGGGACUCGCCGGAUCCGCGGGGAGCUGGCGAGCGGGAUUGGGUUCUCGUCCGAGAAGGAUAGCGCCGCCCAUCACCUCCGGAUUUUUCCGUCCUCGUCGUCGUCCUCUUCCUCUGACACUCACUUGGCGGUUUCUUCCUCUUUGAGCCCCGCCGUUGCACCGUCUGUGGCCUUCUCCUUGCCCCCGAAGAGGUCGAGGAAGACCGUCUGCCUCUUCUUCUGCGAGGAAACACGUGCCCUAGCCGAACGCGUCGCUGCCGAGAGCGAUGCCAUUGAACUUCGCAGCAUCAAUUGGAGGUCGCUGGAUUCGCUGAGCAGAUCUUCCUUUCUUCUGAUUCCUUUUUCUUUCUGUGUGAUUCUAGUAAUACUUUCUCCGCCUUGUUCGAUUUCUGUUCCGCAGGACCUUUGAGGACGGCUUCCCCAACCUGUUCAUCCCCAACGGCCAGGGAAUACGGGGCCAACACGUCGCCUUCUUGGCAUCCUUCAGCUCGCCUCGAGUAAUCUUCGAGCAACUCUCCGUCAUCUACGCGCUGCCCAGGUUGUUCAUCUCCUCCUUCACCGUCGUCCUCCCCUUCUUCCCCACCGGCACCUCGGAGAGGAUGGAGGAGGAGGGCGACGUUGCCACCGCAUUCACACUGGCAAGGAUUCUCUCCAGCAUACCCAUCUCCAGGGGCGGACCGACCAGCCUCGUCAUCUACGACAUCCAUGCCCUCCAGGUUCUUCACUUGGAGUUCAUUUCCAUUGGUGUUACUGCAUGUAAGGUCGAGUAUCCUCUGACUUCUUUGCUCUGCGGCUCUAUCGUCCUCUUCAGGAGAGAUUCUAUUUUGGGGAUAACGUGCUGCCAUGCUUCGAGAGUGGAGUGCCUCUACUCAUGAACAGGCUUCAAGAGCUUCCGGAUUCAGACAAUGUAGGUUCUCUAGAACCCGGCAACGAUCGAACUCUUCCUUUAGCAUAAAUUUCUCUGUCCGGAGGUAAAAACCCGAUGAGAUUGCUUCACUCUGUAUCUCAGUCUACUCCUAAGGAGCAUGGUGCGAGUUUCUUCCAAUUAUAACUAGAAAUGGUUUGCUAGACCCGUGCCUCAUUCGUGAAUCUGCCAUCUCCAGAUAUCGAUAGCUUUCCCAGAUGAUGGUGCAUGGAAGAGAUUCAAUACACUGCUGCAGCAUUUCCCAACAGUACUGUCCAUAGCUGAGCACUGCUUCAUUCAGAGCCAUUAUUCCCCUCUCGCUGUGCAAAUUUUACUCAGAGUGAAUCAGGAACUUGCAGAUUAUUUGCACAAAGGUUCGGGAAGGAGAUCAGAGGAUCGUACGUCUCAAGGAGGGAGAUCCCAGAGGUCGUCAUGUUGUUAUAGUUGACGAUCUAGUACAAUCCGGUGGUACGCUGAUCGAGUGUCAGGUACCCUAAUAUCCUUUUUUGGAAAUGUCUCCAAAGCUCACCGACCUCUGCAUUAAGUGAAGAACACUGCUGCCAUGUUCAGAAAAAAAACACGAUAUGAAUCCAGUUUUCAAGGCAGUGUAAUGAGGCUCAUGUGGCCGUUGUUUUUCAGUGGGCUUCUUCCAACUUGAGAGUUUGAGCUGUUCUAAGACUGUCUCUAACGUUUCAGAAAGUAUUGGCUGCUCAUGGGGCUAAGAAAAUCAGCGCUUAUGUGACACAUGGAAUCUUCCCUAACAGGUCAUGGGAACGGUUUCAGCAUGACAACGGAGGUAACAGCCUCUUCAAGUGGAUAAUUUUGGUCUAGCCCAUUCUGUAGUGUAGAAAUGUCCAUAUUCAUGAAUUUCUCUCAACUGAUUUAAUAAUUGGACUUGUAAAAUAACAUUCUUCUUAUGAUUAUGCAUAUGUUAUGCUCUUAUAAACCGAGUAUGUUGGUUUUUUCUCAUUCUGCUUAGUUCAUUUUUAAUUUUUUUUUUACUGUAAAAGAAAAACUUUUUUCAUGUACUAACAUUUUGAGUUAAAAUUUUAUGAGAUUUUUUUUUACCGAAAAUUUUAGUCAUAUUUUCUCAGCCUAAGUCAUCCUCUACUAAUGAUAGAUAUAUGAGGUGAUAUGACUUCAAGGGAUUAUUAUUAACUUGAUAUAAAUGGAAAUUUGCUGUGUUGGUAAGGAUUAAGCAUAAUGGCUCACUAAAGUGGUUACAUUUAGUAUCAGUUUUGCUCACUGAGAAGGAUUUUCCAAUUGAGAGUAGGGCAGUGGAGAUCUUGUGAAGAAAUUUCUUCUCUUCAGCUUUGUAUUCAGGGAUUUUAAAAAAACAAAUCACAGAUCCUUUUAUUUCAAUUAUUGACGUUUAUUAUAAUCUUGAACCCUCUCAUUCAGGGAUAUCUUGCUUCUAACAAAUUAGCUUACAUAAUUAAGUUUUUUUCUUAUUUCCACUAUUUUUUUGUUAGGUUAUUAUUAGUGCUUCAUUUUACCCACUUGGAAAGAUAAUCAAACAGUAAAACAAAAUAUAUAUAUAUAUAUAUUUAAUUCCCGGAAAAAGAGAAACCUGAUUUUCAGCCAUUUAUGGGCUUCUUAUCCAGUCGGGCAGAGCCCAUAGUUUUCUUCCACACUUGAAUGUUGUUCAUGUAAAAACAGAUAGUUCUCAGAUAUCAUUCACCACCCAAUCAAAUCUUUUCAGGCGUUAACAACUUCUUGAUGCACUCGGUUUAACCAACCCCCUUCUGUUUCUUGUUGCCAGUUGGCCCAAAUGAGGGCCUGAGCUUCUUCUGGAUAACGGACUCCUGCCCGCUCACAGUGAAGGAGGUGAAGAACAAGCGGCCCUUCGAAGUCCUCAGCCUUGCUGGCUCCAUCGCCGCUGCACUGCAGAUUUAG
Molecule: messenger RNA, 2937 nt
Organism: Spirodela intermedia
Lineage: Eukaryota; Viridiplantae; Streptophyta; Magnoliopsida; Alismatales; Araceae
Source: the annotation of a GenBank genome assembly